Sycon ciliatum is the source of this 4590-nucleotide messenger RNA. RefSeq lists its product as uncharacterized. NCBI's taxonomy places the organism in Eukaryota, Metazoa, Porifera, Calcarea, Leucosolenida, Sycettidae. The record is from RefSeq and is a predicted model, not a curated record. Gene Ontology annotation, biological process: lipopolysaccharide-mediated signaling pathway; protein K63-linked ubiquitination; innate immune response. Gene Ontology annotation, molecular function: ubiquitin protein ligase activity; zinc ion binding; tumor necrosis factor receptor superfamily binding. The transcript has 13 exons. Bases 572 to 4036 code for a protein of 1154 amino acids.
UGAUUUUUUGUAGAGUCGCACCCUGCAGAACGUACGUGGUCGUGGAGCCUAAGAACGUCCAGCCUGAAAGUGAAAGAACGCCACAGCCUAUUUAACUGCUAAAGCUAAGAACGGCGGUGUUGGUUUUCUGGCAGUUUGUGGGAUGCGUAUCAUCCAGUACCGAUUGUUUCUAAGAACGCAGCCAGAUUGCUGAAAAAUAAGAACGUCCCAGUCUAAACCUUUGCCUUGGAAACAGUGUUCUUGGGCGCGCGACUCUACUGUAGUAUUAUUAUUCGGUCAUGUAAUUAGAUUGUUGCUGUAUCUUCUGCCACUAGCCACUAGGUACCUAUAGCUAUGCCUACAUAAUUGUACGUCGUGUACAUGUGGCCAGGCAGUCACUAGCUCUGUUUAGCUGAGCUCGUCAUUGUGUCCCGGUAUCACGACCAGGCACUGAGUGGAGAUCGUAGGCGCUCGGCGGAGGUCUGGAACGGGCGCUCGCUAAGGCGUAUGCGCUAGGAAGAAGUGAGGCACUGCGCGCACCUCCGAAGACUGUACUGACAGGAACGACGUAUAGACUCCACGUUCAAAAGCAAUGGAUCCUAAGGAUAAAGACGGCCCCCCACUCUACGGCUAUGAUGUCCAAACUGUUGACCUAUUUCCUGAAAAAUUUCUGUGCCCGGUUUGCUUGCUCCUGCUGAGGGAUCCAGUGCAGACUGGCUGUGGUCAUCGUUUCUGCAGAUACUGCAGCAAACGCGUCAUUGAUAGUGGAAACGAAAUAUGCCCUGUGGACCAUGAGCCUGUGACAUGUGCGUUUGAAGACAAUUAUGCGAGGCGUGAAGUUGCCAAUUUAGAAGUGUACUGCUCCAUGAGCACAAAAGGCUGCACGUGGACUGGCAAACUGCGCAACGUAGAGGAUCAUACGGCUGUGUGUGAGUACACCAAUGUGCGCUGUCCCAACGAGGGUUGUAGUGAGGCCGUGCAUCGCAAUCAACUCAACCACCACGUUACCGAUGUGUGCCGCUAUACACCUGUCCCGUGCGCGCUCUGUAGCGUGCCUGUACCACAAGCGCUUAUGCCUGACCACAUUGCGCAGGAGUGCAUCAACGCUGAGGUACAGUGUGCAAUGUGCAGAAACCAGAUCAAGCGUAAAGAACUAGUGCAGCACACGGCUGAGGACUGCCCUAACAAGACAGUUGUCUGCCCUUACCAUCAGUACUCAUGUGUGUUUGAGGGUACUCGUGAGCAAGUGGAUAGACACUGUGAGAGCCAGAAGGAACAUCAUAUGCACCUGGUUUCCCAGCAGACCAAGUCACAAGAAGGAGAUGCUACUGCUGUGCCCAGUAUCAGUGAACUCGAAGCAGCAGAGCAGGAGGCAGCCCGGUUGGGCGGUACGACCGUCAUCCAGUUCCUGCACGUGGCAAUACUUGGUGCGGCGCGCGUUGGAAAGACCAGCUUGCUGAAGGCGUUGCUGGAGAAGGUGUACAAUAAGAAUGAACUCAGCACGCCCGGCAUGCGAACGUCCUACGCAAGUACAAACAUCUCUGCUGACUGCCGAUUCAUCGAAUGCCCAGACAUGCCAGAUGCCCUGAGCCGACUCUACGUCAUCACCAUGAUGUGCAAAUCAUCCACUUCGAAUCAUCCCCAAGACAAAGAGACUACACAAGAUGACCAGGAAAGAGCCACAGCAGAAGAGGAUCCUGUGGCUGGGACCCAUGCAGGACCUAUGGAGGACAGUAGCAGCAGCAGCAGCAGCGCAGCUAACAACAGACAUUCCCAGCCCACGGCCAUCCACCAGCAGCGCGACGAGCCAGCAAUGCGCGAGGAAAUCCACGAGACCAUCACAGGAUUUCUCAAUGCAGACAGGGUUAAGUACAUCUCUGACCGGGCCAACACGCCCGACUAUACCGUCUUCACAUUCCGCGACCUUGGAGGUCAGCAGGUCUACCAAUCCGUGCAGCCCCUCUUCAUGGCCAAAAACACAACCUUCAUUGCCACAUACAACUCUUCUCUGGACCUUCUGGAGACCCUUCCCAAGCUCGAUGAAUUGCAGGUCAGCCGGGAGGAGUGUAUCGAGCGGGCCACUCUGCCGGCCGAUGCCACUCGCCUAGACCAACUGCUCGGCUGGCUCGACAUACUGCUGCUGAAUGCGAAAGCUGACAGCAACAGCACAGACCAGAGUGCUGCAGAUGAUGUGUUUGUAGUGGGAUGCCAGAGUGACAGGUGGAAUGAAACUGAUCUGCCUGAUCCUUGUAAGCUACUCCACGAGAAGAUCAAAGACUCACCGUACCAAAACCUUGUCUGGAACGAAACGUCGCACUUCAAAAUCGACAAUACCAGAUCUACUGGGAGUGCAGCACAACCAGAUGAGCUACAGCGACUGAGGCAGGCCAUCAUCGACCGCUGCCAGAAGAGCCAACGUAGCAUCCCUGUUCCGUGGCUCCGAUUCUGCAUAUCCAUACAUUCACUCAAGCAGGAGGUCAUGCGGCCUUGGAUUUCCUUCGAGGAGGCAAAAUUCAUAGCAAAGCAAGUCAAGGCCGUUCCAAGUGACUACAGUGACUGGCAAAUACAGCAGCUGCUUAAGUACUGCCACGAAGCAGGCCACCUGGUGUACUUCCCAACUUUCAAGCUGAAAGACACGGUCAUCCUCGACCCACAGUUCAUUCUGGACUGUGUCAAUGCCUUUGUCUACCUGAAACCUGACCGACACAUCACAGCGGACGAAAUGCGGCGCUAUCAUUCUGGGUUCAUGACGGAGUCCCUGGCACGCAAAGCUCUCAACAAGAUGUUCGCGGAUCCGUCUUACUUCGACCAUGCUAAGGCUUGGCAAGCAGUCAGAGCAAGCAGUGAUGGGUUCAAGCUCAUUUUCGAAAUCCUGGAGUGGCUCUCAGUGCUGGCAAUUGUGCAGGAUGAGAGCUCUGCCGAGCACGAGUUUAUUGUACCUGCAGUCGUCGAGGACAUGGACAUGCACCCACAGACGCCCUCCUGUUCCUGUGCGUAUGUGUCCUUGAAGCACGUAAGCCGCGAUGAAUGCAUGCGCUUCCCCGUAUUCCUUUACUGGCAAUGUGUGGUGGAGGCGCUGCUGAAGUCGCGCAAGCGCUCGGCUGCCACGCUGUCACGGUGCAGCGUUCGCCUUCGCUGGAACAGCGAGUGGCCGUGGCUGAACCUGCACUAUACACGCUACGGCUUACAAGUGUACGUCGAGUGCAAGGGCCGAGACGGCGGCAGUGGAAAGUCUACGCUGGAGGAAGUCAAGGCAAUCGUGCUCACCGUGCUACGGAAGUGGAAUCUGCAGGCCGAAGUGAUCAGCUCCCUGCCGUGCCCCUGUGGAGAAACAUCGGGGGUGGAGUGUUUGCAGCACGGCCUGUCUACGUGCUGCACGCCAAGCUGUGCGCACGCCUUGGAUGCAUCCACCCUAGUGGCGGAAGACUAUCCACUGUGUACACGUUCAAAGCCGGAUACACAGAUGAUCCGUGAGCAGGCCAAGUUCUGGCUGGGCCUUGAUCAGGAUGCAGGCGGAAUGCUGUUUGACCCGAGAUCGGCCUCUCUUCCUUCUGCAGACACCUGGACCAGCGUGGACAGUAGAAGUGGUGGUCACGGCGUCAGUGGAAGUGGUGGUCACGGUGUCAGUGGAAGUGACCGUCAUGGCGCUGAUGGAAGCGGUGUUCACGACUCUGAUUUCAUGUCACUUGGUGCCAUUGGUGAAAAGACGAUCGAUCUAAUUGACGACUGGUCUGCGUUUGUUAGCUCGAUUGAACCGUUCAUCGGUGGAGAGGAGGAAGGUGAUGAGAGAGCAAAAUGCGGAAAAGCGGCUGUUGAGCUGGUGGAUCCCGAACACAAGAACCAGUACACGACUGUCCUGAGAUCGUUUCACGAGAUGAAAAAAGGAUACAUCAGAGGCACGGGCAAAGGAGAGAACAACCUCUCCUGCAUCCUGUUGUAUCUCAUGCAACGUCCGGCCACGACCGUCCAACAGCUGUUUAACCUGCUGGCUGCUAGUGCCAAGCAUAACCGCCGCCGUCUCUUCAGCACAAUCAAGAAUGCCAAGUACUUGGAAUGAUACGCCGCUGAGGAGAUGCAAACUGGUCCAGAUAUGGCAGGGGAAGGCCAAGCGUCUGCUCUCCGAUCCCCCGGCAUCUCAGUGCCUCGGCUGGGUCGGAUUCAGUAGCUGCAAGCAGCCUGGCCUCCCUCCAGGUAGCUCAGAGUGGACCUUGUGACCAGAGCAAUCCUCACUAGGCAUCAUGGGUGCUGUGUGUUUUCAUUGCGAGUGAGCCUGUGUUGCUGUGAUCUGCCGCCCAUGCUCUAUUCCUUGAUCAUGAAUUGACAGUCAUGUCACGGCUGUUUUUAAUGGCGUUUAUUGAAGUUUUUUUAAGUACACUUGAAACGUACAUACUGUACUAUUUUCUUUCCAGCUAGUAAGUUUUGAAAAUAAAUAAACUUUCACUUUUCAAUCCAAGGCAGACAACCAGGAAAGUUUUUGAGGCUCCUCUCAUUCCCGCCAUCAAGGUAUCAAUGUAAUAAGAAUAGUAAAUUUAUUAAGGCACGCUUGAGUUAGCAUUUUACUGAAACUUGACUAACGAUAUUGAGAUCACCAUGCCUCUGUGCAUUGAGCCA